Messenger RNA from Cajanus cajan (pigeon pea), 814 nucleotides. NCBI's taxonomy places the organism in Eukaryota, Viridiplantae, Streptophyta, Magnoliopsida, Fabales, Fabaceae. The record is from RefSeq and is a predicted model, not a curated record.
UCUAAUUGUUCAUUAAGAAUUGUAAUCCAAAAUUAUUAUCAUGGGCAAAUAUUCCUCGUCUAAUGAAGCUAUCACACUAGUUUUAGUUGGACGUACCGGUAAUGGCAAGAGUGCAACAGGAAAUAGUAUUCUCGGAAGGAAGGCCUUUGUCUCAAAGACAAGAUCCUCUGGUGUAACAAGUGUUUGUGAAUUGCAGAGAACUAAUAUGAAAGAUGGACCAAUUGUUAAUGUUAUUGACACCCCAGGACUAUUUGCUGGAACUGAUUCUGCGGGGAAGGAAAUAGUGAAAUGUAUUGAUAUGGCUAAGGAUGGAAUUCAUGCUAUUAUUUUGGUGUAUUCUGUUAGAACUCGCUUUUCUGAAGAGGAACAAGCUACUUUUCUUACCUUACAAGCAUUGUUUGGACACAAAAUUGUUGACUACAUGAUUGUGAUCUUCACUGGAGGGGAUGAACUUGAAUAUAAUGAAGAGACACUUGAUGACUAUUUAGGUCGCGAGUGUCCACAGCCUCUUAAGGAUAUUUUGAUUCUAUGCGGAAAUCGGAAGGUUCUUUUCGAUAAUAGAACUCAAGAUAAAACAAAAAAAUUAGGUCAAGUUCAACAACUUCUUAAUCUUGUGAGCAUGGUUAUAUCAGAUAACUCUGGACGACCAUUUACAAAUGAAUUAUUUAUAGAACUCAAGGAUAAAGCAACAAUGAGAGAUAACCAACAAAAAGUGAUAGAGUCCCUAAAAGGAUAUUCAAAAGAAGAAAUAUCAGAGAUAAAAAGGCAAAUGCAACAAAAAUAUGAUGAGGAGCUCAAUCGAAUUACUAAUAUG